Messenger RNA from Cololabis saira (Pacific saury), 3295 nucleotides. RefSeq names its product transcription factor AP-2 gamma (activating enhancer binding protein 2 gamma) (gene tfap2c). The record is from RefSeq and is a predicted model, not a curated record. Gene Ontology annotation, molecular function: DNA-binding transcription factor activity, RNA polymerase II-specific; RNA polymerase II transcription regulatory region sequence-specific DNA binding. Gene Ontology annotation, biological process: regulation of transcription by RNA polymerase II; regulation of cell population proliferation; anatomical structure development. Gene Ontology annotation, cellular component: nucleus. Lineage: Eukaryota; Metazoa; Chordata; Actinopteri; Beloniformes; Belonidae. The coding region runs from base 365 to 1780 and encodes 471 amino acids. The transcript is spliced from 8 exons.
GUUUCGUCCAUAAGAGGGAGUCAAGUUUCUUAUGGAGCAGUUUCGCCCACUUUCGCAACAGAACUGCAGAGCACAUUGACCGGAGAGGGCGAGAAAGAAUAUUGCUUGAAAACGAUCAUUUUCUCUCGCAGCGGAAACUGGAAACUCACAGGCUUGUUUGCAGUCGUCAGCAGUCGCUCGGUCAGUUCUGCUGUCAACCCCUCGUUUCCAAGUUUGACUUCCGCGCCUGCAGCUGAGGAACGAGCGCGUUCAUGAUCCCCGGGAAGCGCUUUCUUUUCUCACACCUGGAUUAACUCGAGGCGACGCUGCUUUUCUUCUGUCGAGUUGGCUUUGCGACGGAGAAACUUUGUUUUCAUCAGGCACGAUGCUGUGGAAAUUAGCUGAAAACGUGAAAUAUGAGGAAGACUGUGAGGACCGGCACGACGGAAGCAGCAAUGGCAACCCGCGGCUGCCUCACCUGCCGGCGGUCAGCCAGCACCUGUACAGCCCGACGCCCUCCCUGUCGCACUCGGCCGCCUCGGACUUCCAGCCGCCGUACUUCCCGCCGCCCUACCAGCCCAUCUCCUACCCGCAGUCCGGCGACCCCUACUCGCACCUGGGCGACCCCUUCGGCUCCCUGCACCAGUCCCCGUCGUCCAACCCGCAGCAGCAGCAGCAGCAGUGGCCGGGCCGGCAGGGCGGGGACGCGCUGGCCGCGCACGGCCGGAGCGGGCUGGCCGGGCAGAUCCUGGGUCUGGACGGAGGCUCGUCCGGCCUGAGGAGGGAGGCGUUCCGCCGGCCAGAGCUGCUGCCCCAGCACGGCCACGGCCUGGACUCCGCCGUUAUUGGGGAUAAUUUGGGGAUGCACGACCUGGGCCACGGACUGGAUGAUGUUCAAAAUGUAGAUGACCACAGUAUUAUUAUGGCAGAUCAGACUGUCAUCAAAAAAGUAUUAGGACUACGAGGUGGCAGGAACCUUGAUCGCUUACAGAGGACUUAUUAUCAGGGGGGCAUUCUUGCUGGUCCUGUCACACUACCCAAAGGCAACGCACUGGGCCUUCCCUUCCAGAAAGAGUCACUACUGGGCAUGGUUUCUAACCCCACAGAGGUGUUCUGCUCCGUACCCGGCCGUCUUUCCUUGCUGAGCUCCACGUCCAAGUACAAGGUUACCGUGGCUGAAGUCCAGCGGCGUUUGUCACCCCCGGAGUGCCUCAACGCAUCGCUCCUGGGAGGCGUUUUACGCAGAGCCAAGUCAAAAAAUGGAGGCCGGUCUCUGAGAGAAAAGCUGGAUAAAAUUGGCCUCAACUUGCCCGCAGGAAGGAGGAAGGCAGCCAACGUCACUCUACUUACAUCACUAGUAGAAGGUGAAGCUGUUCAUUUAGCAAGAGACUUUGGCUACGUAUGUGAGACGGAGUUUCCUUCAAAGGCAAUAGCUGAGUACCUGGGCCGGCCACAUGUGGAGCGCAACGAAGUCAACUCUCGCAAGAACAUGCUACUUGCUGCUAAGCAAAUUUGCAAGGAGUUCACAGAUCUGCUCACUCAGGACCGGUCACCUUUGGGAAACUCUAGGCCUGCGCCCAUCCUGGAGCCUGGAAUCCAGGGUUGCCUGACUCACUUCAGCCUCAUCACUCACGGCUUCGGCUCUCCGGCAAUCUGCGCCGCAAUGACCUCGCUUCAGAACUACCUGAAUGAAGCACUCAAACAAGUGGACAAGAUGUACCUGAGCUCUGGCAACGACACUCAGGGAUCCUCAGAAAGUGGAAGCAAGUCUACUGACAAAAUGGAAAAGCACAGGAAAUGAGAGCUUUAAAGGAGAAUCUCUGUGAACUUCAAAAUCCCAGAAUCCCUUAAUCUUCCUGCCCCUGUUUGCCCUUUUUUGGACUUAAAGAAAAAAAAAAAAUCAAUAUUUAGUAUUGUUAUUUUUAGAGCUGAGUUUUUUGCGCGUGGGUGUGUAUGUGUGCUCGCGCUGUAAAUUUAUAUUUUUGAGAAAUUGCGGAUUUUUAGCUUUUUUUUUUUUUUACCAGCUGACUGGAAAUCAGACGGUCUUGAAACCUGAUGGUGAAUGCUCUGGACUCCCUCUGUGAAAGAAUAACACGCCAUAUUAUACUAACCACUAUGCAGUUCUAUAAAGUUGCCAAUGGGCUGAUGCUAAAACUGUUAACAAGAAGAGGAAAAGCAAAGUUUUUUUUUUUUUUUUUUUUUGCAUUUUAUUUUUCCUUUCCCUCUCCAGAGGACAUCACUUCAAGAUGAGUUUCUAUAGCUGUGAAUUCCUCUCAGCUUUCCCCUCCUCCGCUGUCUGGAGGCAAAUCCACUGAUUUCCUGUGUCUCAAUGGACCUGCAAAGGACAAUUUCUAUGUGUAUGCAUGUGAGAGAGAGAAGAAAAUCAACUUCCUUCUCUGUAUUUUUUUGUGCUUGGUUUGUACAACCACUUCAGAAUGACUUCAGUGUUAUUGUGCUUUUUCUUCAUGGGAGAUGAUUUAAGUCUUGUGUUGGACGACUGUGUGCUUGCUCAGAAGCCAGAGACUUCAACCAGAAACCUCUUCAGUGUUCAUGUGGAUUACAGGCAUAUUUUAGACAUGGCAGUGAGAAUGCAAUCGUUUCAUUACAAAAGUAUUCAUCGGCCCGGGUAUUUAAAAACUACAAGUCGAACCUACAAGUACACUAAGUCCCACCAGAGUUUGUGUGUGUUGUGAGAAUGUGUAAAUGUACAUAUUUGUUUCUUUAAAAUGUUUUUAAUUAGACAUUAAAUUCCAAACACAGAAUUUUAUCCAGUGUCUUGUCCUGGAUGUAAAUAUUUUCUAAUUUAUGUUGUAAUUUAAUGGGCUUAUGUAAAUAAUGGUAUUCUGGUGUAUUGUUUAACUUUUUAUGAUGAUGUGUUCAACUUUUAUAAAUGGGUUAGAUUUUUUGUUUUUUUAUCAAGUAGAAGUUAGGCAGUGGGCAUGAUUUACAUUUUUGAAUAUAUGUUAAAAGAAAAAAAAACUGUUUUAAAAGUUGCAGGAAAAAAAAAAUAGAAAUAAAAAGUCUCAAGUCUUAUCCGGUGUGUGUAAGAUGCUGCCCCAGCUCAACCAACACACAUUUUAUUGGCUUGUUUUUCCCGUAGCCUCCAUUUUCAGCAAUAUUUCACAGAUGAUGGUUAAGUCAUGUGCUGGAAGAUUUUCCUAUAAAUAAAAAGCAAAGAAAAUCCCCCUGCCAAACUAAUGGGAACAGUAGUAAUCAUUAUCUGCUCUCACUUAGCUUCACAAAUAGGCCGUGUGGCUCAGUGAAGGCGAAGACCUCAAGAACACAUCAUGUGAUGAGCAAAGAUGUGCGACAAAAA